AAGUCUGCAGGCAGGGGCCGCGGGGCUCUGCGGCAGUCCCAGCCCUCCCCGCUCGCCGGGCACGGUAGGUGCUGGGGGGGCGUCGGGGCCGGCCAAGGCCUGGGGAGCCGCCCGCCCCGGGAGCCCCGCUGCAGAGCAGGGAGCAGGCAGCCCAGCUGCAGCAUCGCCUGGGAUCCCGUCAUCCCCUGCCAGCCGCAGGGCAACCAAGCAAGAGGCAGCCCUGCUGCUUUCCAGUGUGAGCUGCUGCUGCUUCAAGGCUUCCCAAAUUCAGCUCACUCCCGGCCCUGGGGCUGGUCCUGUGCACCCAGCUGGGACGCACGGGCACAGUGCGCUGGCACACUCGGUCCAGGCCGGCUCCCAGGGUGGGCCGGAGUGUGGGUGGUCAUGACGGGGGAGACGGUGCUGAGCCGCCGGCCCGGCGCGUCCCGCGUGAGCUACAAGGUGCUGAGCGAGGCGGACCUGGAGGAGGUGGUGCAGCGGAAGCCCACCGAGCCCUCGCUCCGCAGCCGUCUCCAGAAGAUAAGAUGCUCAGCCUCCACUGCCAAGUCCCUGCUCUUCCGGUUCCUGCCCUUCCUGCACUGGCUGCCCCGCUACCCAGUCAAGGAUUGGCUCCUGGGGGACAUCAUCUCGGGAUUCAGUGUGGGCAUCAUGCACCUGCCCCAGGGGCUUGCCUACGCGCUGCUGGCUGGGCUCCCGCCUGUCACAGGCCUCUACUCCUCCUUCUACCCCGUCUUCCUCUACUUCUUCUUUGGGACGUCCAGACACAACUCUGUGGGCCCCUUUGCCAUCAUCUCCGUCAUGAUUGGGAGCAUGACGGACUCUCUGGUGCCCAGUGACGAUUUCCUGGAGCCCGUCAACGGCACCAACGUGACAGUGGUGAAUGAAGCACGGCGGGACGCUGCCAGGGUGGAGCUGGUGGCCACGGUCACCAUCCUGGUGGGCAUCUUCCAGGUGGCCCUGGGCCUCCUGCAGUUUGGCUUUGUGGUGACCUAUCUCUCGGACCCGCUGGUGCGUGGCUACACCACCGCCGCCUCUGUGCACGUCCUCAUCUCCCAGCUCAAGUACGUCUUCGGCGUCUCCCUGGGCGAACACUCAGGGCCGCUCUCGCUGUUCCUGACGCUCAUCGAAAUCUGCCAGAAGUUGCCGAAGACCAACGUGGGCACCCUGGUGACGGCCAUCAUUGCCAUGGUGGCUAUCUACAUCGUGAAGGAGCUCAACCACAAGUUCUCUGCUAAGCUGCCCAUGCCCAUCCCCAUCGAGCUCAUCACGAUCAUCAUCUCCACUGGUAUCUCCUACGGUGUCAACCUGAACUCCAAGUUUGGCAUCUCUGUGGUGGGAGACAUCCCCAGCGGGUUGAAGCCGCCCAUGGGCCCUAAUGUCAACUACUUUGGGCAGGUGGCGGGCAACGCGUUCGCCAUUGCUGUGGUGGGCUAUGCCAUCUGCAUCUCCUUGGGCAAGAUUUUUGCCCUGAAGCAUGGCUACAAAGUGGACAGCAACCAGGAGCUGAUAGCUCUGGGCUUCUCCAACUUUCUGGGCGGCUUUUUCCAGUGUUUCGCCAUCAGCUGCUCCAUGUCACGGAGCUUGGUGCAGGAGAGCACCGGAGGCAACAGCCAGUUGGCCGGUGUCAUUGCGUCCCUGGUCAUCUUAGUGACCAUCCUGAAGAUUGGGGAGCUCUUCCGGGACCUGCCCAAGGCCAUCCUAGCUGCUAUCAUCAUCGUUAACCUCAAGGGCAUGUUCAAGCAGUUCGCCGACUUCCGCACACUCUGGAAGUCCAACAGGGUGGACCUGAUGGUCUGGAUUGUGACAUUCGUGGCCACCCUCCUGCUGAACUUGGACCUGGGCCUGGGGGUCUCGGUGGCCUUUGCACUGCUCACCAUCAUCUUCCAGACCCAGCUGCCUCGGUACUCCAUCCUGGGGCAUAUUUCUGACACAGAUAUCUACAGGGAUGUGGCUGAAUACAAGAAGGCUCAAGAGGUCCCUGGUGUGAAGAUUUUCCGCUCCUCCUCCACCAUCUAUUUUGCCAAUGCGGAGCUGUACACCGAUGCCCUGAAGAAGAAGAGUGGCAUCAACGUGGACCGGCUGAUUGAGAAGAAGAAGAAGGCCCUCAAGAAGCUGAAGAAACAGCAGAAGCAAGCUGAGAAGAAGGCAAAGAGGCAAAAGGACACGGAGAAUGAGUGCAAUGGGCCAGGCAUCACAGUGAUCGAGCUGAGCCAAGGGGCAGCGGAGGGCAGCGUGCCUGCCGAGCCCACCCUGCGCUCCCUGGGGCUCCCUGUGCCCGACUUCCACACCGUCAUCCUGGACUUCAGCCCCGUCAACUUUGUGGACACCGUCUCCAUAAAGAUCCUGAAGAAUAUCUUCAGGGAUUUCCGUGAGAUAGAAGUGGAUGUUCUCAUUGCUGGCUGCCCGGCAUCCGUCAUCGCCCAGCUGGAGAGAGGCAACUUAUUCAGCCAGACCAUCACCAAGCACCACUUCUUCGCCUCGGUGCAUGACGCCGUAGUCCAUGUCACCGGGCGGCAGGAAGAGGCCCUGGUGUGCUCCAGCACCAAAAUGUAGCCGCGCGAGAGGAGGACGUCGGAGCCCUGCCACUGAGGGAGGUUUCCAGAGGAUGCUCCAAGGCUGGUGACGCGGGACCUCCUGCCGUGGGCCUCCUCUGAAGACACGAGCUCUCCUGCUGUUGAGCACCGCUCAGGCACCCAGAGACCUCCUGCCCUUGGCCAGCCCCAUCAGACGCCCAGCAAAACUGGCCAGCUACCUCAGACAUGAGCCCGCCACCAGGCUGGGACGCCCUCCCGGUGUGGGGCAGCCCUGGGCCUGAGCCAUCACGGGGAGAUGGUGCCAGUUUUUGGAUCCUUGAGGAGGAGGAGGAGGAAGGCCCCUCACCGUACAUGCCCCCGCCUGGCAGGUUGCCUGGGCUGGUGCGGGACAUUUGCCCUCUGCAUUGGUUGUCAGCGUGCUAAAAUACCGUAGCGUUUCUGAGCGUUAAUUUUAAAGCACCAUGUGACCGAUGAAUAUUUCUCAAUAAACGUGUCCUCAGCCAA
This is a messenger RNA of Dromaius novaehollandiae (emu), 3038 nucleotides long. RefSeq names its product solute carrier family 26 member 6 (gene SLC26A6). The transcript has 20 exons. The coding region runs from base 385 to 2553 and encodes 722 amino acids. Gene Ontology annotation, molecular function: bicarbonate transmembrane transporter activity; oxalate transmembrane transporter activity; chloride transmembrane transporter activity. Gene Ontology annotation, cellular component: plasma membrane. Gene Ontology annotation, biological process: transmembrane transport. The record is from RefSeq and is a predicted model, not a curated record. NCBI's taxonomy places the organism in Eukaryota, Metazoa, Chordata, Aves, Casuariiformes, Dromaiidae.